Sardina pilchardus (European sardine) is the source of this 1048-nucleotide messenger RNA. Its product is annotated as leiomodin-2-like. Gene Ontology annotation, molecular function: tropomyosin binding. The record is from RefSeq and is a predicted model, not a curated record. The annotation marks the transcript as partial. NCBI's taxonomy places the organism in Eukaryota, Metazoa, Chordata, Actinopteri, Clupeiformes, Clupeidae. Gene Ontology annotation, cellular component: striated muscle thin filament; cytoskeleton; myofibril. The transcript is spliced from 2 exons. Gene Ontology annotation, biological process: muscle contraction; pointed-end actin filament capping; myofibril assembly.
CACUCCCACCCCCAAGUCCCUGUGGCAGCUGAAGAGAUUAGACUAGAAGCAGCUCUCUAAUCAUCAGAGUCAGGACAGCCUGCUAUUCUCCACCAGCAGCUCAGUGAAAGACGGAGAAGAGUCCGGUGCUGGCCUCUGUAGACAGACACAGCACAGCAGCAUGAGCUCCUUUGGCUACCGGAGGGGACUGGGCAAGUAUGAGCACGUGGACGAAGAGGAGCUUCUGGCCACGCUGAGCGCUGAGGAACUGCGAGAGCUGGAGAGGGAGCUGGAGGAGCUGGAGCCGGAUGAUGCUGUUCCCAUUGGGCUGAGGCAGCGGGACCAGACCGCCGCCACCCCAACAGGCCCCUUCUCCCGAGAGGCACUCCUCAAGCACUGGGAGAACCAAAGCCCAAGGCUCCUGCAGGGCAACGUGGAGAAGGGCCAGACUGAUAAGAGGGAAGUGGCCAGUGUGACCCGGGGUGAUGGUCAAUCCUCAGCACUGACAGACGCUGACAGGACCCUACAGGAAGAUAGCACGAGUGAAGCUGGCAAGAGCGGAGGGAAAAGAAGGGAAGAGCACCAACAGCUGCAUGUAAACAAUUCCCUUCCAGGGCACGGAGAGGUCACAAGAACUGGACCCUGUAGGUUCAAAUGUCCUAAAAACCGCAGCAUCAUUCCCAAUCAGAACCUAAAGACAACCCCUGAACAACCGACAGGAAACCCUGUUGUGAUCAGCGACGUGCUGGAAAGGGUCAUCAGUAACGAGGCCUCACUGAAAGAGGUCAAUCUGAACAACGGCGAGGACAUCCCCAUGGAGAGCCUGGUGCGCUUGGCCGAGGCGCUGAGCGUGAACACACACGUGCGCAUGCUCAGCCUGGCCCACACCCGCGCCGACGCCCGCGUGGCCUCCAGCGUGGCGCUCACGCUGCGCCGCAACCGCACGCUCACGGCGCUCGACACGGACUCCGAGGCGGUGUGGGGCGGCGGCCUGCUGGCCCUGCUGGGCUCCCUGCAGCACAACAACGCCACGCUGGAGGAGCUGCGGCUGCACAACCAGCGGCACGUG